This is a messenger RNA of Neodiprion fabricii, 635 nucleotides long. Its product is annotated as acyl-CoA-binding protein homolog. The coding region runs from base 132 to 395 and encodes 87 amino acids. The transcript has 3 exons. Gene Ontology annotation, molecular function: long-chain fatty acyl-CoA binding. Gene Ontology annotation, biological process: fatty acid metabolic process. The record is from RefSeq and is a predicted model, not a curated record. Lineage: Eukaryota; Metazoa; Arthropoda; Insecta; Hymenoptera; Diprionidae.
UAUUUUUGAUUGCCUAGAUAACCUUCAUCCAGUCGAGACGGCAUUCGGACUUUUUGUUCUAUUAAAGAGUGGGGAGGACGAAAUAUUCGGUCAGUCGACUCUCAACCACCGAAGAUAUCGCACAACUCAGAAUGUCGCUAGAUGAGAAAUUCCAAUCGGCCGCCGCAGCCGUAAAAACUUUAACAAAACGACCGACCGACGAAGAACUUCUCGAACUUUACGCUUUCUUCAAGCAAGCAAUGGAAGGAGACAAUAAAACCCCAAAGCCAGGCAUGCUGGACCUCAAAGGAAAGGCGAAAUGGAACGCGUGGGACAGCAAACGAGGUACAUCGCAGGAUGCGGCUAAAGAAGCGUACAUUAAAUUUGUCGACACAUUGUUAACGAAGUACAAGUAGAAUUCCUAUAAAAAAAAUAUGAGAGAAUUAAUUUCCCGUGUAUAAUCACAUGAAAUAUAUCAUUAUCGCACUCUGCUGGUUGUCAUUGAGAAGAGAAAAUAAUUACAAAAUAAUAACAAUAAUAACAAUAACAACAACAACAACAACAAUAAUAAUAAUAAUAAUAUUUUUACCGGGAAAGAGGAAUCGAUACAUGUGUAAAAAUCCUUGUGUUAUGAAAUUAUAAGAAAAGAAUCUUCA